Molecule: messenger RNA, 751 nt
Organism: Amblyraja radiata (thorny skate)
Lineage: Eukaryota; Metazoa; Chordata; Chondrichthyes; Rajiformes; Rajidae
Product: paired immunoglobulin-like type 2 receptor beta
Exons: 3
Coding region: 68-751 (227 amino acids)
Biological process (GO): regulation of bone resorption; regulation of actin cytoskeleton organization; regulation of osteoclast development
Cellular component (GO): plasma membrane
Source: RefSeq, a predicted model, not a curated record
GGUCUGGCAAGGCACAACGUCCAGUGCGGUCGGCAGCUGCGGUGGUCAGAGACACAGAGGAGUCGCCAUGACCAUCACCCUCCACCUUCUACUGCUCCACCUUGCUGUGGCGUUGACCGACGGCGGCAAUGGCUUCUGGGUGGAUCAGCCGCGACAGGUGAACGGAGUGGAAGGGGGGUCCGUCACCCUGCCCUGCAACCUCUCGUACCCGGACAACCGCAGGCCCCGAGGCUUUGACGUCUUUUGGAGGUUCGGGGAGUUUCACGGGCAGUUUAUCUUCAACCGUUUGCGAGCCUUCACUUACAGCCACUACAAGGGCCGGAUCACAUUCGUGGGCUUCCCCAUCCGAGACCACACCGCCUCCAUCCGCUUGGACAACCUGAGAAGAAACGACUCGGGCAGGUACUUCUGCCGGCUCAUGAUCCUCGGAGAUGUUAACGAUGUUUGGCAGAGCUUUAAGGGAACUCUUCUGUCAGUUGGAGAGAGGCCCAGCGUCACGGUGACUGUCGAAAGCACCUCCUCCACAGAGAGGCCCAGCGUCACGGUGACUGUUGAACGUACCACCCCCACAGAGAGGCCCAACGUCACGGUGACUGUUGAACAUACCACCCCCGGGGGAACUCCACCCUGGCUACCCUUCGGUGCAGGGGGCUGUGGCCUGGUGUUGCUGCUGCAGCUUAUUUCUCGGACGGUGGUGUUGCUGCUGCUGCUUAUCGCUGGGGUGCUCAUCUGCAUCCGUCAGAGGGAGUGA